This is a messenger RNA of Pyricularia grisea, 2827 nucleotides long. RefSeq lists its product as uncharacterized. The transcript has 6 exons. The record is from RefSeq and is a predicted model, not a curated record. The coding region runs from base 241 to 2418 and encodes 725 amino acids. Lineage: Eukaryota; Fungi; Ascomycota; Sordariomycetes; Magnaporthales; Pyriculariaceae. Gene Ontology annotation, cellular component: kinetochore; cytosol; nuclear body.
AAACAUUUGCUUCAACAAGCUCGAGAGUUUCACGGCCGGAAAGGACGCACUCGCUUUUUCCCAUUCUUUUCUCGGGUUUGUUAUACAACUGCCUGCACCCUACCUUUGUUUACUCCAUUAUAUCUAGAUCAAAAUUGGUGCCAGAGACGCGUGCCAUUGCCUGGGUAUAUUGUUGCUUGUGGAUUGGUACACUUCUCGGACACAGAAGAGGAAAUCCACACCACCGGCUGCCUCCUCAUAAUGGACGACCACCAAGGAGAUGAGAACUUCCAGGAACUGCUACAAGAUCUGAUCACUGCAUCCAAGAUCCCGGCCAAACGUCGAGGUCUGCCAAUCAAGCCCACGGUUGAGAGGCUUACUUCACUGUCUUAUGACAGGGGUGCUCUGCCGGAUGAGCUCCAGGCUCUAGUUGAACUGAUCACCACUCCGAACCAUCUGGAUCAGGCAUCACUGGGUGCAAUUGUCAGAAAUCUCUACCCCAUUGGCAAGGUACCCGACCAGGUAGUACUCAGCAUUGUGGGAGCGCUGGGUCAUGGCCAACUUAAGCCAUCCUUGACUAUGCAAUCGCUAUUGUUAAAAUGGCUGAUAAUGGUCUAUCACUUCCUCGAAAGCCGAGAGGUUCUGUCCAAGUGCUACUCAGUGCUCUUCAACCUACUCGACACUGCAACCGUCAGGCCUCAAAUAUGCCACGUUCUUGCAUUGGCGACACGUCGCAGACAUGUCAGACCUUAUAGGAUACAAGCAAUUCUUGACUUGUCCCGCCAAACAGGCCACGACCCAUCCCUUGUGGGUCUCCUGAGGGUUUAUAAGAACUACUACCCUGAUGUCGUCGUUGGUGAUGCGACCAGGGGCAAAGCAUCGCCAUUCAAGUAUCCCGAUACCGAAUGGCGCCAACGCCUUGAAGAGAUUCAGAUAGCUCAUCAGCGCCAGCGCAAAGAUCGUGACUUUGCGGAUGGCGCCACUCGAGAUGGUUUUAGUGUCAAACAUCGCUUCGGGGCUCAAGGGGGGCUAGUACCUUCUGUACAAACUUCCCAUGCAAACGAAGAGUCAGUGACACUGGAUGAGAUUGACAGUGCCUCCCAAUUUGUCAAGCACCUAGAAAAGAUUGAGCUGCCAAACCAACUCGUGGCUGUCAUGGCAGACCCCUUACUGCAGAAGCUCUUGUUGCUCAGGCCAGAUGCCGGUGCAGAUGCACGUAUAGCCGAUUGGCUAGAGGCAUGCAUGAGUGACGCCGAAGAGGGUGCUUUUGUUGACGGCGGUAGUGCACUGCUUGAUCUUCUCGAAGUGGUUCGGGACCAUGCUGAUGCUACCAAACAACUCCAUCCAGUCUAUGACCAGUUGAUGCGCAAAAUAUACCCAGUUUGGAACGGUAAGGAUAGAAUAGACAUUGUGCUGGCCACCCUCACACAUGUCCCGGUUCAGUCCUUUAGCCAGUUGCAUAAGAGGCAUUUCGCAUUUGUCGAGAACAAGAUUGCGAGCAGCUCGCCGGAAUCCCAAGUUUUGCUCCUCGACUUCUAUAAUACUCUACUUCAGCGCUGGGCCGUUUCGAUGCUCUCAAGGGACACCGGAGUGCCCGUCACCAAGGGUGCGUCAGGGGCUAUUGCAGCCCUUGUCACUCAUGUCGGCCAGCUCAAUUCAACUAUACUCCAGUCAAAUCCGACUGUAGCUUCAUGCGUCUCAAUUCUUUCCUUUUACGACCAGGUGGCGAGGCUGUUUGCUCGACCACAGCUCAUGGAGCAUAUCCAAAUCACAGCUCCCGGCCAAUCGCUGAUUUACAAUCUGGCCUUCACCGAUUCCCCUGUCAUUUUCUCCGUCCUCUGCAACGUUCUCGCUUGCUACAAGCGUGGCCUUGAAGUUGCAACGGCUACAUCCGGCCCCAGCCAAAGGCGCAAGGUCACCCGUCAGGAGCGUGAACACGUACUGGUGUUCAACAGCUUCUUCAUGGAUAUUUGCAACCUUGUCUGGCGCGGUCGUGCCUUUGAAAAGCAAGGCGACAACGCGCGGGGAUGUAUGCUACAAGACGAAGUCAUCGCAACGCUGGAAGACUGGGCCGCCAGUCAGGAGGGUGGGGAUAGAAAAGCGCUGAGGAACAUGUAUGGAAUCAGCCGUGCCCCAGUGUUGUGCUCUCUGUCCGCCGAGUUCUUCCGGGGCCUAGAGGAGGCCGAGCUGAACGCCGGUGGCGUGAGCAGCAAUGAGCCGGCCCUGCUGGUAAGGCACGCUGGGCCCGUCUCCCAGCAAAGCCUUGCUCAACUCAAACGAGAUGGAGGCUUGGACGUCUCUUGGCAGGAGUAUCGACUAGGGGUUUUGAACGACCUGGGAAGUCAGGGGCUCGGGGGCUUGUCUGCUCUCUUGUUCCAGGCCAUCAAAAGCCUCGGACAACAGGCCGCAAGCCAAAGUCAACCUCAAGAAGUCUCAUAGGGAUAAGUUCGGUCUACUCAUUGCCUUUUCGCUUUGGGAUCUCUGGUUUGAAGAAAUUUCUCAAAUUAUUUGGCGCAUCACAGCGCUUGUCUGGCUAUCCAUUUUGUUGAAAUGACGACGCUUGCACUGCGCGUUAAAGCGCAAGUAAUGCCACAACGCCGUCCCAGAUGCAUCCAUAUCCUUUAUCUAUCCCGACGAGGGGUUCCCUGUAUUGUAAAUAUCAGUCAUAAGACCAGCCCUAUGAGCCAAUGCUCCCUGUGCGAUGUUGAACGCCUUCCCGCCAAUGAAAACAAAAGAAAAGAAAGGAAAACGAAGCAAAAAAAAGAAAAAGAAAAAAAAAAACUAAGAGGAAAAAAUCGGAAGAAAGUAGUGCAGUCCGACGAAGACAAAAGAGUCAGCGGAACCACCG